AUGAUAAAUUUGCAACAUUUGGCGUAUCUGAAAGGAAUGAUGGGGUUGGUCUGGUUUGUGGUUCUCUCUCUUUCCAUUGCAACAUCAUCUUCGCAAGCUAAACUUAAAGCGUAUGAGCAAUCCAUCAAUCAGUCCAGCAUACAUCUGAACAUAUAUCACGUGCAUGGACAUGGCUUCUCGCUCACCCCGAACUCCUCGUCUCUUUCUGAUGUACUCUUGCAUGACGAAGAACAUGUCAAGGCUCUCAGUUACAGACUAGCAAAGAAAGGUAUAGGUAUUGGGUCUGUCAAACCUCCAAAAUCUGGAUACCACCUUAAACCAAAUUCAGCUAGCUUCCCAUUGAAUCCAGGUUUGUCAAUUGGCUCCGGUAAUUACUAUGUAAAGUUAGGCCUUGGCUCCCCUCCCAAGUACUAUGCCAUGAUUCUUGACACCGGUAGUUCUCUCACCUGGCUCCAGUGCCAGCCCUGUGUUAUAUACUGUCAUGCCCAAGCAGGUCCCCUGUUUGAUCCCUCCGUAUCUAAGACCUACAAAAGACUAUCGUGUGGCACUGCCGAAUGCUCCAGGCUCAAGGCAGCCACUUUGAAUGACCCAGUUUGCGAGACUGAUUCUAAGUCAUGCUUGUACACGGCCAGCUAUGGGGAUGCAUCUUUUUCACUGGGCUACUUGAGUCAAGAUCUUUUGACCUUAACAUCAUCUCAGACCUUACCCCACUUCACAUACGGAUGUGGGCAGGACAAUCAAGGGUUGUUUGGAAGGGCAGCCGGCAUCAUAGGGCUAGCCCGUGACAAGCUCUCGAUGUUGGCGCAGUUGUCCACCAAGUAUGGAUAUGCCUUCUCCUACUGUCUCCCCUCAGCCAAUUCCCGAUCUUCUGGAGGAGGCUUCUUGUCCAUCGGAAACAUCUCUCCGGCAGCCUACAAGUUCACCCCCAUGCUUACAGAUUCAAAGAAUCCCAGCUUAUACUUUUUGAGGCUGACAACUAUAGCCGUGUCUGGUAGGCCAUUGGGUUUGGCUGCUGCCAACUACAGGGUCCCGACCAUUAUAGACUCCGGAACUGUUAUUACUCGACUGCCAAUGUCAAUAUAUGCAGCACUGAGGGAGGCCUUUGUAAAGAUCAUGUCCACCAAGUAUGCGAAAGCCCCAGCAUAUUCCACCUUGGACACUUGUUUCAAAGGGAGCGUCAAGAGUAUUUCAGCAGUGCCUGAGAUUAAAAUGAUUUUUCAAGGAGGUGCAGACCUCACUCUCAGGGCCCCAAACGUCCUGAUUGAAGCUGAUCCAGGGGUUACAUGUCUAGCCUUUGCUGGUAGCUCUGGGACCAACCAAAUUGCCAUAAUUGGAAAUCGUCAACAGCAAACAUAUAACAUUGCUUACGAUGUCUCAGCUUCAAGAAUUGGGUUUGCUCCUGGUAGCUGUCAUUGA
Molecule: messenger RNA, 1416 nt
Organism: Dovyalis caffra
Lineage: Eukaryota; Viridiplantae; Streptophyta; Magnoliopsida; Malpighiales; Salicaceae
Source: the annotation of a GenBank genome assembly